Archocentrus centrarchus (flier cichlid) is the source of this 1998-nucleotide messenger RNA. Its product is annotated as arachidonate 15-lipoxygenase B-like. The record is from RefSeq and is a predicted model, not a curated record. The transcript has 14 exons. The coding region runs from base 1 to 1998 and encodes 665 amino acids. Gene Ontology annotation, molecular function: oxidoreductase activity, acting on single donors with incorporation of molecular oxygen, incorporation of two atoms of oxygen; iron ion binding; protein binding. Lineage: Eukaryota; Metazoa; Chordata; Actinopteri; Cichliformes; Cichlidae. Gene Ontology annotation, biological process: lipid oxidation.
AUGGUACAAUAUGAUGUGACCGUGUUCACUGGUGAUCUGGCAUGGGCUGGUACUUCCAAUAGUGUCUACAUUAAGUUGGUCGGCACAGAAGGGGAGAGUGAACGAACACACCUGUGGAAACUUUUACAUACGCCCUUCCACAGUGGAGCAAAGUCAGAGUUUACUGUGUCCUGCCCAACCUUCCUUGGAGAUCUGGUGCUCAUAGAGCUGGACAAACAGAGCUAUUUCCAUGAUGAUGCAUGGUAUCCUGCCAAGGUGGAAGUGACUUCCCCUGAGGAUAAGACCUACCACUUUCCCAUCUACCACUGGAUCACUGACAGCAAGGUGCACUACUUUAGAGAGGGGACAGCAAAAAUCGAUGAUGGCAGCCCUCUUCCUGGUGGGUACAGUCGGCAGCAGGAGCUUGAGCAGGAAAGGAAAGUCUAUUGCUGGGAUAUAUAUGAAGAGGGAAUUCCCCACUGCAUUAAGGGAAAGGCGGCUUCACUGCCAGAUGAUGUCCGCUUCUCCAUAACCAAGAAAAAAGAGAUGGCCUACAAUUACGUAACAGGACUGGUAGAGCUGGAACUGUUGGAAUAUGCUGAGUGUAAGAAGAAGUUUACUUGUAUGGAUGAUAUAAGUCGCCUUUUCUUUCUCCAUCGGACUCCGAUAUCGGAAUAUGUCAGUCAUCACUGGGAUGAUGAUGCUUUCUUUGGCUACCAGUAUUUGAAUGGUGUCAACCCCCUGGUGAUCCGACGCUGUACAGCACUGCCCGAGAACUUUCCUGUCACUGAUCAAAUGGUCUUCACCCACAGCCAGAGCAGUCUGACAGAUGAAAUGAAGAAUGGCAACAUCUUCCUCUGUGACUACAAGCUUUUGGAUGGAGUCCCAGCAAACACCAUCAAUGGGAAGAAACAGUACCUGAUGGCCCCCCUCGUCCUACUCUGGAAAACUAAUAAUGAUGAACUGACACCAAUUGCUAUUCAGCUGAAGCAGAAACCAGCAGAGGACAACCCCAUCUUUGUUCCUACUGAUUCUAAGGAUGACUGGUUGUUGGCCAAGAUCUUUGUGAGAAGCGCAGAUUUCAACCUGUAUGAGCUCAGUGCUCACCUGCUGCGCACUCACCUGCUGGCUGAGGUUUUUGCAAUGUCACUGCUGCGCAACCUGCCCAUGGUGCAUCCUCUGUACAAGCUCCUCAUACCUCACACUCGCUACACUCUUCAGAUCAAUGCCUUAGCUCGGGAGAAGCUUAUAUCUGAAGAUGGAGUUUUCACACAGUUUGCAGCUUGUGGUGGAGAAGGUGCAAUCCAAAUCCUGCAGAGAUCACUGGACUCACUGACCUACAGCUCCCUCUGCAUCCCAGAGGAUAUCGCUGAGCGUGGGCUGAAUGAUGUACCAAACUUCUACUACAGGGAUGAUGGACUGAAGCUCUGGGAGAUCAUCCACAGCUUUGUCAGCGCAGUGCUGGGCCACUACUACGAGACUGAUGAUGAGGUCCAGCAUGACGCUGAGCUGCAGACGUGGAUUCACGAUAUUUAUGAACACGGCUUCCUUUCCAAAGAGCGCACAGGAAUUCCACAGGAAUUCACCACUGUGGAUGAGAUGGUCAAGUUUGUCACCAUGGUGAUCUUCACUGGCUCUGCCCAGCACUCAGCGGUCAACACGGGGCAGUACGACUUUGGUGGCUGGAUGCCCAACUACCCUACCUCCAUGGAACUUCCCCCACCAACCAAAAAGGGCGACGCAAGUGAAACAAGGAUACUGAACACGCUGCCCGAUGUUAGUACGACAGUUCAUGGCAUGGGUACCGUGUGGCUGCUCAGCAGGCCAUCAGCUGACUCUGUCUUCCUUGGCCACUAUCCUAACGAGCACUUCUCUGAAGAGUUUCCCCUCCAAAAGAUUCAGGAAUUUCAAGAUGCCCUCAAAAAACUGAGUGCAGACAUCAAGGACAGAAACAAGAAAUUGAGUCUGCCAUACACAUACCUGGAUCCAGGUGUGAUUGAAAACAGUGUGUCUAUUUGA